AUAGGAAUCGUUCGCCGAUACCCAUACUUCCAAUCAGAAAUCGAUAUGCGGCCGCUAUGUUUUUAUAAAUGGAAUUGUAAAAGUAGAUUUUAAAGUGUGUAUUAGCGAAAUCAGUGGUGUCUGUGACACAAUAAAAUUAGCACCGUGUUAAACAAUGGAGGAGUUACAUUCGUGUAGCUGUUGCCUGGUGCGGCCGCCGGAAAAGGGGCUCAAAAUGCUGUAUAAACAUCUCGGCAAAACAGAAAUAUAUUACGACAUGCUGAAAGACUGUUUCGACAUAAAUCUAGGCAUAGGUAAUGAGGAGUGUGGGAUCUGUGAGGUGUGCGUGGGGCGGCUGCGGGACGCAAGUGACUUCAAGCUACAAGUGAAGCGCAGCCAGGCAGAAUUGCAGGCACGGCUCAAGGGAGUCAUCACUGCCAGUGACAAGUUCAAAAUCAAGUUGGAGAAAGCUGCUGGAGAUGAAAACAUAGGUGACAUCAAGCUGGAGAAGUCUGAGGUGGAGAUGGCCGAUGGCGAGGUCGUAUCAGUGGCCAUAUACGGCGGAGCACCAGGGCCUUCAGCGGAACCCAUUUCUUCUGCGUCAAAACGAGUCACUACUCCGGUGGACGUAGCUGACACCAAUCUCGACGAUUCCGAUCCGGCUCCGGCUCCCAGUCGCGCCCGCGGUAAAUUACACACCUGCGACAUAUGCCAAAAAACGUUCAAGAACCCUAAUGCAAAAACCAGACUCAUGAUCCAUCGCCGCUCCCACACUGGCGAGAAACCUUACGCGUGCAACGUAUGCGAUAAAAGAUUCAUACAAAAAAGUCAUUUAAAUACACAUUACGCAUACCACAUGGGAAAGUUUAAAUUCUCCUGCGAAGUAUGCGACAGGCGAUUCGUACAAAAAAAUGAAUUUGUUAUACAUAUGCGGAUACACACAGGUGCAAAACCGUUUUCGUGUGAUAUAUGCAACAAAAAAUAUAGACAAAAAAGUCACUUAACUGUUCAUAAAAAGACACAUUUGAAAUUUGAUCAUAGUCAAGUGGAGCCGGGAGAAAUAACAGUAUGCAAAAAAGAGUUUGCAGAUGAAACUAAAGAUCAAGUAUCCAGAGACCAACAAAUAUUCACUUGUGAUAUUUGCAAAAAACAAUUUGCAGAAGAAAGCACCUUUAUCGCUCAUAAAAAUAAUCAUUCCGGUGAUUACCCAUUUACUUGCGAUGUUUGUGAAAGGAAAUUCAAUACGCAGUUUGCAUUGAAAAAUCAUAAAUUUGAUCACACUGGAGGGAAACCGUUUAAGUGUGACAAAUGCAAUAAAAGGUAUACAUCGAAAUGUGCUUUAAAACUCCAUUCUAAACUUCACGAUGAGGAUUAUAAGUACGCGUGUGUCGUAUGUAACAAACGAUUCAUAAAAAAAGACGCUUUGAGUAUACACCUGCGCGUACACACGGGAGAAAAGCCUUAUAACUGUGAGAUAUGUCAAAUGAAUUUUCGCUAUAGAUGUAGCUUGAAGAGACAUCUAUUAGUCCAACACAAUCAGGUUAUGGACAAACAGUUCUGUUGUGAUAUUUGCGGGAAGCGAUUUGCACUACAGGGAACUUUAGCUAAACAUAUGGAUAGACAUGCCGAGAAAGAAAUGGAAGAUAAAGCGUUAAGGGAAGGAAGAAAGGAGUAUAUGUGUGAAAUAUGUAGCAAACGAUUUUCAACAAAAGGUAUCUUAAGAAAUCACAGUAUAACACACUCUGAUGAAAAACCUUUUGAGUGUGAAACUUGUCAUAAGAAAUUCCGGAAGAAGCGAAAUUUGCAGGACCACAUGAUGGUACACGAGGACUUUAAACAACACGCGUGCGAAGUGUGCGGCCAGCAAUUUAGGCAUAAAUCUGCCUUGACAGUUCAUGUUCGAAGAGUUCACUCAACUAUCAAGCCACAUGCUUGCGAUGUUUGUAAAAAGGCUUUUCCAGUUCUUGCUGCAUUGAAAGAACACUAUCGUGUUCACACUGGUGAAAGACCAUAUGCUUGCGAAAUAUGCUACAAGAAAUUUCAGCGCCAUAGUGGAGUUAAGAAACAUCUUAUAAGCGUUCACCAUGAGAAACCAACGAGAUUUAUUAAAUUAAAAAACAUGAAUAAUUAUAAUUAUAACUAAUUUAAAUAGGUGUUCGCAGUACAGUAAAGAGAGUGGUGAUGGCAUUGAAAAUAUCCAGGCUAUUUUACAUAGUACAGUUUAU
This is a messenger RNA of Cydia strobilella, 2204 nucleotides long. Its product is annotated as zinc finger protein 260-like. The record is from RefSeq and is a predicted model, not a curated record. Lineage: Eukaryota; Metazoa; Arthropoda; Insecta; Lepidoptera; Tortricidae. Bases 155 to 2122 code for a protein of 655 amino acids. Gene Ontology annotation, molecular function: DNA-binding transcription activator activity, RNA polymerase II-specific; RNA polymerase II cis-regulatory region sequence-specific DNA binding; zinc ion binding. Gene Ontology annotation, cellular component: nucleus. Gene Ontology annotation, biological process: regulation of transcription by RNA polymerase II. The transcript has 5 exons.